Messenger RNA from Adelges cooleyi (spruce gall adelgid), 636 nucleotides. RefSeq names its product LYR motif-containing protein 5B (gene osi). Bases 243 to 509 code for a protein of 88 amino acids. The transcript has 2 exons. Gene Ontology annotation, biological process: respiratory electron transport chain. The record is from RefSeq and is a predicted model, not a curated record. Gene Ontology annotation, cellular component: mitochondrion. Lineage: Eukaryota; Metazoa; Arthropoda; Insecta; Hemiptera; Adelgidae.
CAACUCAAUGGUUAGUUGUUAUAGUAUACACUAUGCAGUGCAAACUGCAAUACUCACAAUAAGUAGUUAAUCAGUCUUGCUGUUGUGAACGACUUGUGUGUAGACGGUACAAUAGUAGCUAGUUUUUUUUAAAUUUAUAUACUUGGCAGAAUUUAAUAUAAACAGUGUUUUUUUCUUAAAAAUUUAUACGUAAUACACCUACUUGUUAUAAGCGUAUUCAAACACAAUAAUAUAUUAUAAUAAUGAACCCGUGUCGAAAGGAUGUGAUUAAUCUGUACAAGACUUUAUUACACAUGGGCCGUGACUACCCUCAAGGUUAUGAUUUCUUUAAGGAAAGAUUGAAAAAAGCAUUUCAACAUAACAAAGAUGUUGUUGAUCCAAAUCAAAUAAGAACUUUAGUAAAACGCGGCGAGUUUGUCGUUAAAGAAAUCGAAGCCUUAUAUAUGCUUAAGAAGUAUAGAACUUUAAAAGAAAGAUAUACACCAGAAGAGACACUGAAAGCAAAAUAAUUUUCUUUUUGUUUAAUAUUAUUAUUUUAUUGUAUAUUUGUAUAAAAUCUAUGUAAUGUGUACUUAAUAUUUGUAUUUAUUAUAGUUAAACCAUGUGGAAUAAAUACAUCAACUGAUUCAUUUAUUA